UUCAAUUAAUCCAUUAUUAUAUUUAUAUUUUUGACACCCAGUUUUAAUAUUUAUUUCAUUUAUUAACAUGUAAAAGUUGUUUACGUACUACAUUCUGACACCCCCACCGUCGAUGUCUUCCCAUGCCCACUAUUAAAAAACAAACAAAUACAAGAUCAAGCUUUAGAUUAGAUAGACUGUAGAUAUAUAGAAUGAAUGAAUCUAAAGCUGUUGGCUGGUGGCUUGGUUGUUUCCCUCGCUGUUGGGCAAAUAACAUAUAUCAUUAAAUUUAUCUGUUCCUCACUGUCUUCCUAUGGCAGUUAAAAGAAGUGACCACUGUCAUUCUAUUCAAACAAACAAUCCAUAAUUCCCCUCAUUAUUCAUGUUUAUAUUUACAGUCCUGCCUGUUUCUGCCUUUCUUUUUUAGCUGUAAAUGCACCCCUUUGUAAUUUAACCAUACCUUUUUUGAUGGGGAAGAAAGGAGGGACUUCCUGGUUGACUGCUGUGAAAAGGGCUUUUAGAUCUCCGACUAAAGACGGUCAUGAUAAGAGAAGUAACAGAAGAAAGGAUGAACCUGACCACCAAGAUGAGGAUGAAGACAAGAAGAGAGAGAAGCGAAGGUGGAUCUUCAGGAAACCCACAAUUCAAGAACCGGUGAUUCAUCAGCAAAAAACACCAGUGAAGGCUACAGGUCGUAAUGGUGCAGGUGCAGCAUCAGAUGGUGCAACCGCAACGGCCGCAGAGCAAAGGUAUGAUAUUCCUAUGGCAGCAACCGAGGGUGCAGCAGUGGUACAAGUGGCUCGCCCAACUAGACCUUCAAAUUAUGCUAGAGAGCACCACCUUGCUGCCAUUGUUAUUCAGACCACUUUUAGAGGCUACCUGGCAAGGAGAGCUCUUCGUGCACUGAAAGGAUUAGUGAAAUUGCAAGCUUUGGUAAGAGGUCACAAUGUGAGAAAGCAAGCCAAGUUGACACUCAGGUGCAUGCAAGCUCUGGUUAGAGUGCAGGCUCGGGUUCUUGAUCAAAGAGUGAGGCUUUCGCAUGAUGGAAGCAGAAAAUCCGCUUUUAGCGAUACCAAUAGCGUAUUGGAAUCACGGUAUCUUCAAGACAUUUCAGACAGAAGAUCACUAGUGUCAAGAGAAGGAAGUAGCAUUGCAGAUGAUUGGGAUGAAAGGCCACACACAAUUGAGGAAGUUAAAGCUAUGUUAGAACACAGGAAAGAAGCUGCUCUGAAGCGUGAACAGAACUUAUCUCAAGCUUUAUCUCAACAGAUGAGGAGAGCUCGUAGGAGCCCAUCGAUGGGUGAUGAGGAUGAGGUCGAUGGUAGACCGAAAUGGCUUGACCGUCGGACCCCUGCUAAGCCGUGGGACAACAGAGGAAGAGCUUCAACUGAUCAUAGAGAUUCUGUUAAAACUGUUGAAAUAGAUACAUCCCAGCCUUACUCAUAUUUAGCAGCUACUUAUAAAAGAACAAAUUCAAACCAAUAUCACCAGCACGGACCCCAAAACCAAAGGCCUAGUUCACCUCUACAUAGAGCUCAACAGAACGCACCGAUGCACCACUCUCCUAUUACACCCUCUCCAUCCAAAGCCCGGUCCAUUCAAGUUCGGUCAUCGAGCCCUCGUUGUGUUAGAGGAGAUAGAAGCUCAGUUUCAUCUCAAACACCAAGCUUAAGGUCCAAUUACCAUUACACUGGUAGGGUUGGUACUCAUGCUAGCAGUAGUGGCAACAAUGCUGCUACAUUGCCUAAUUACAUGGCAGCAACUGAGUCUGCAAAGGCUAGAAUCAGGUCUCAAAGUGCACCAAGGCAAAGACCAUCUACACCAGAGAGGGACAGAAAUGGUUCAGCAAGGAAACGGCUAUCGUUUCCGGUCCCAGAGGCGUGUGGUGUGGGGAUGGGUUAUGGAGGUUAUGGCCAUAAUUUGAGGAGUCCAAGUUUUAAGAGUGUAACUGGUUUACAUUUUGGAUUCGAACAACAGUCUAACUAUUCUUCUUGCUAUACUGAAAGCCUUGGCGGUGAAAUCUCCCCAUCUUCAACUAGUGAUCUUAGAAGGUGGUUGAGGUGAUCCUUGUCUUCAGUUUUAAUUUUAGAAUCAGUUUAGCCACUGUGUAGCUUCUUUUCCUAGUUUGCUUUCCCCAGUUUUUAACUUUUAUAGAGGUUUGACUGAUCAAAGUGUGUGGUUUUUUAUUUAAUUUCUUUUUUUUUUUCGUUAUUUUUUUCUCUUCACCAGUUUUAGUUAGAGACUGAAGCUACAAAGGAGGUAAAUGUAAUGACCAUCUUGAAUAAAAAUUGUAGAUAAAUGAGUUGGAAGUUAUUGGUAAA
Molecule: messenger RNA, 2300 nt
Organism: Gossypium arboreum
Lineage: Eukaryota; Viridiplantae; Streptophyta; Magnoliopsida; Malvales; Malvaceae
Product: protein IQ-DOMAIN 17-like
Exons: 5
Coding region: 448-2043 (531 amino acids)
Molecular function (GO): protein binding
Source: RefSeq, a predicted model, not a curated record